GCAACGUGUCUAAUUUGUUCCUAAUAUGUCGCGGUUUUAUCUUUAGAUUUGAGUCCAAUGUAAUUAGAUAAAGGUUGUACUUGAUGAAUGCAAAUUCAAAUAAGUCGUGUCUGAAGGUUUACUUAGACUGGAGCGCAGAACUGGUCACUUGUGGAGGAUGUUAUUGCUCAACGUGUGUACGGUACAUUAAAAUGCGUGUGUGCAUAAAUCAAACAAUCCGUAAUGUGGGUUUCGCUUCUGAAGCACCGUAUUAAAACGCGCGCUUGGUGCCGGGACACUCACGCGGUCUGAGAUCGCGAGACAAACGUCGACGUGCAUACGUCAAACAGCGUGCAUGGAAGGAACAGACGCGCGAGGGUUAGCUAGCUAGCUAGUACCAAAGGUUAUCUGUGUGGGAAAAGUGCUCGUUUUCCCAUAUACGCAACAUGCGAACCUCUGCUUCAAUUUAGGUUAGCGUUUGCACUUCGGUUUAUUAUCUUCUGAAUGCUAAAUUGCUUGCUUCCACACGUUAGUUAGCAUGUAGCUAGCACGUAGGCUCACUAGUUACCUAGUCAACGCGUUACCGUAGCAACGCCAGUUAGUUCGCUGUUAGCUAGCUAGCUACUGAAAAGGAGUUUUACUGUGUCGCAUUCUGCUUUUGGAUCUGCCGAUUUUUACUUUUUUGUUGUGGCGGAAGGCUGAAGACAGCCACGACGUAGUAAGACUGCAUCCAAGUCUAAAACGUACGUAAAAAGUUAUAAAGCAGCUAACAUUGGCUAACUGAACAGUACAGGGUUAGCUGCGGUAAUAUAAGACAUCCGAUGGACUGGUACUUCGUUUUUCAACAAUAAACCUCGUAAGCUGCGACGCUUGCUUGAAUUCGUCUGCUUGCGUGAUUCUCCACUAGAUUUGGAUUUUCGUCAACGGUAAAGCUACAAAAUGAGAUUCAAAACCUCUCUGUUAAAGGAGCCCAAGCAUAGAGAACUGGUGAGCUGUGUAGGCUGGGCCUCAGCAGAUGAGCUGUUCUCUUGUAGUGAAGACCAUCAGAUAUUAAAGUGGAAUCUGCUUACACAUGAGACCAGUGUUGUGGUGAAGCUACAGGAUGACAUCUUCCCCACUGAGCUCCACUGGUUUCCCAAGGCCGCCAGUGGGAAGAAGCAAGCCAUGGCAGAGAACUUUGUACUCACCAGCACAGAUGGUAAAUUCCAUUUUAUCUCUAAGACGGGGCGCAUUGAAAAGAGUUUAGAGGCUCACCGUGGAGCUGUGCUAGCUGGCCGCUGGAACUACGAUGGAACUGCUCUCAUCACAGCUGGGGAGGAUGGUCAAAUCAAGAUCUGGUCUAAAAGUGGGAUGCUGAGGUCCACUUUGGCCCAACAAGCUUCUCCUGUGUACUCUGUGGCUUGGGGCCCAGACUCGGACAGGGUUCUCUACACACUUGGCCGGCAGCUUGUCAUCAAGCCGUUGCAGCCCGGCUCUAAAGUGUUGCAGUGGAAAGCUCAUGAUGGCAUUAUUCUGAAGGUGGACUGGAACUCGGUCAACGAUUUGAUUUUGUCUGGAGGUGAAGACUGCAAAUACAAGGUGUGGGACAGUUAUGGGCGACUGCUUUACACCUCCUCCCCCAACGACUAUCCUGUCACCUCGGUGGCCUGGUCACCUGAUGGGGAGGUGUUUGCCAUAGGAUCCUUCAACACCCUCCGACUGUGUGACAAGACUGGGUGGUCCUAUGCUCUGGAGAAACCCAGCACGGGCAGUGUGUUUAGCCUGGCCUGGUCUGCAGAUGGCACCCAGCUGGCAGGGGCCUGUGGGAAUGGGCAGGUUAUCUUCGCCCACAUUGUGGAGCAGCGUUGGGAGUGGAGGAACUUUGAGGUCACGCUCACCAAGCGCCGCACCAUGCAGGUGAGGAAUGUGCUGAACGAUGCUGUGGACAUCUUGGAGUUCAGGGACCCUGUCAUCAAAGCAUCCCUGGCUCAUGGUCACCUGGUGGUGACCACCCCUCUGCAGUGCUCCAUCUACAGCACUAAAAACUGGAAUACCCCGCUCAUUUUCGACGUGAAGGAAGGCACAGUUAGCCUGAUCCUUCAGGCAGAGAGGCACUUUCUGCUGGCGGACGGCGGAGGCAUCUACGUGUACUCGUACGAGGGGCGCCUGGUCUCCUCCCCCAAGUUUCCCGGCAUGAGGACAGACAUCCUGAACGCGCAGUCUGCCUCUCUGAGCAACGACACCAUCGCCAUACGGGGCAAGAGUGAUGAGAAAGUAGUCUAUCUGUUUGAUGCUCAAACAGGAAAAGCUCUUGGUGAUGGCAAGCCCUUAGUCCAUAAGAUGGAAGUGAUGGAAGUUGCCCUUGACCAGUGUGGGCCCUCCAGCGAGAGGAAGAUCGCUUUGAUUGACAAGAACCGUGACCUCUAUGUGUUGGCGGUGCGCAGGCUGGGCAGAGACCAGACCCUGCACAAGCUGGGCACUAUGGUUCACACCAUGGCCUGGAAUGACUCAGCCAACAUCCUGUGUGGAAUCCAAGAUGCCCAGUUCACUGUGUGGUAUUACCCCAAUGUUGUGUUUGUGGACAAGGGGUUGCUACCCAAAACACUCUUCACCAAGGAUGGCAGCGAGUUCAGUCGCGCGCCACACAUCCUGAACUACGCAGGUGGACAGGUGACGGUGCGGAGGGCCGACGGCUCGCUUGUCUACAGCCUGGUGUCACCGUACCCCACCCUGCUGCACGAGUACGCUGGCUCCGCCCGUUGGGAGGAUGCGCUCCGCCUCUGCCGCUUCGCCAAGGACAAGCCUGUGUGGCGUGUCUGGCUGGUUAUGGCGGUGGCCAAUAGGGAGCUUUCCACAGCUGAGGCAGCCUAUGCGGCCAUCGGAGAGGUGGAUAAGGUGCAGUAUAUAGUCUUCAUAAAGGAACAGCCCUCUAAGGAGUCCUCACUGGCCCAGAUGCUGCUCUUUAGUGGACAUGUGCAGGAAUGUGAAGCUACAAUGCUGCAAGCAGGCCUCAUAUACCAGGCCAUUCAGACCCACAUUAACCUCUACAACUGGGACAGAGCCCUAGAACUGGCUGUGAAGCACAAAACCCAUGUGGACACUGUCCUUGCUCACAGACAGAAGUUCCUGCAAGACUUUGGCAAAAAAGAGACCAACAAAAGAUUCCUGCAGUACUCUGAAGGGGUGGAGGUGGACUGGGACAAGAUCCAGGCCAAGAUUGAGAUGGAGGUAGCCAGAGAGCGUGAGCGAGGCACGCCCUCUUCCAUCAGGAGCAGUGUGGCCUCCCGCCGUUGAACACGCCCACCUCUCCGACUCCUCCUGGGAGCGGAACACCCAGCGGCUCAUCCGAGCCCCGCCUCCUGCUGUUGAACACGCCCACCGCUCCGCCUCCUCACAGGAACUGCAACACCCGGUGGCCUCCUGCUGUUGGAGAGGUGCUCUCAUACAUAACACCCAGUCUGACCGGGAAUAGCGGACUUCAGCGCUUCAGAGCCACACUACGCUAAAGUCACUAUGUUACAGAAAAAGUUCAACAUCAGCGCUCCACAUAUGUCUCUGGACCCUGGUAUGGGCAUGUCAGUCGCUUGCUCAAACUUAUUUGUUCAUCAGCCUUUAUUCUGAGCUUAGUUAUUUUCAUAUAAAUUUUUAUCAGUUUUGUAUACUGUUAAAAUUACAGAUGAAACAAAAGCCUUAUUUAUCAGGAGAUGUUCUGGGGAGAUGUUGAUAUGAUGUUUAAAAGCCCUUUAAUAAAUACACUUUAAAUCAA
Electrophorus electricus (electric eel) is the source of this 3724-nucleotide messenger RNA. The record is from RefSeq and is a predicted model, not a curated record. Lineage: Eukaryota; Metazoa; Chordata; Actinopteri; Gymnotiformes; Gymnotidae.